GGAGACCGGCCUAUUAUGUUGUCAUUGAAUGUGGAACUCAGGUGCGUAGAAGCAAGACUUCCAGAGGUAAUCACGAAGAAAUUUGCUGGAAUGAGGAUUUCACAUUUGAAUUGCCAUUGUCGGACUGGGAAAACGUGACCCACCUUAAAUUUCAAAUCAUGGAUGAGGAAUAUUUCACAGAUGGUGGAUUUGUUGGUGAAACAGUAGUUUAUCUUGAAGGAAUAAUUGUCGAGGCAAAUGACAGAGGAUUCAUAGAGCUGAGACCUGCUCCACAUAAUGUGGUGCUUGAAGAUGACAGUUACAAAGGACAGAUAAAGAUUGGACUCAAUUUUUUUUCAAAUAAAAUAGUACACGCAGAAAGAAGAGAAUGUGUUACGGAGGAAAAGGAACUUGGGCAAUCUAUGUGUAGUACUAUUACAAAAUUCUGGAAAAUCCCAUGGUGGAGAUUCUUGUUUUCCUAUAAAAGCACCAAAUCAAUAGAUAAGCAGAAGCAAAGUUAGGUCUCAACCCAAAAAAAAAAAGGAAGCAAAACUAGUAGUUAGUUUAGUGAGUCAUAUCCAACCGACCUCUUGUCUCUGUACUCGAUCAAUCAAUUUGUUAUCGGA
Messenger RNA from Ilex paraguariensis (yerba mate), 605 nucleotides. NCBI's taxonomy places the organism in Eukaryota, Viridiplantae, Streptophyta, Magnoliopsida, Aquifoliales, Aquifoliaceae. The record is from the annotation of a GenBank genome assembly.